Messenger RNA from Penicillium antarcticum, 1095 nucleotides. RefSeq names its product LLM class flavin-dependent oxidoreductase. The coding region runs from base 1 to 1095 and encodes 364 amino acids. Lineage: Eukaryota; Fungi; Ascomycota; Eurotiomycetes; Eurotiales; Aspergillaceae. The transcript has a single exon. The record is from RefSeq and is a predicted model, not a curated record. Gene Ontology annotation, molecular function: oxidoreductase activity, acting on paired donors, with incorporation or reduction of molecular oxygen.
AUGCCCGAAUUUAUCAGCUUGACGUUCCCUAAUGCUUCAACCGAGCUCGACCCUAUCCCCAAUGCAUCCAUUGAUCCCGAAUACCUCAUACGCUAUGCCCGUACUCUAGAUGAUUACGGAUUCAACUAUACACUUGUGCCUUAUGAUUCGUCUUCUUAUGAUCCCUUCACUAUCGGCGCAACUAUUUUAUCCGCGACCAAAAGCAUCAAAGUCAUCAUCGCCCUCCGGCCAAACACUUUGUACCCCACAGUGGCAGCAAAAGCACUAGCAACUCUCUCCCAACUAGGCCGCGGUCGAGUCGUCGUUCACUUCAUUGCCGGUGGAAGCGACAUCGAGCAAGCCAAGGAAGGAGACUUUUUAACGAAAGAUCAGCGGUAUGGAAGAUUGGAAGAGUAUAUCAAGAUUCUGCGCCGCGCUUGGGAAUCCGACCAACCAUUUGAUUGGGAAGGGCAGUAUUAUCAAUUCAAACAAUUCAACAAUAAAGUCUGUCCGACUGCUAAGAUCGAGAUCUCAGUCGGCGGUUCCUCAGACGAGGCGUAUCGAAUUGGAGGUUCGCUGGCUGAUAUCUUCGGGCUGUGGGGCGAACCAUUGAAGGAGACAAAGGAGCAGAUCGAUCGCAUCUAUGCCGAAGCUGCCAAGGCCGGCCGUGCAGACUCCGAUAGACCUCGCAUCUGGGUGACAUUCCGUCCUAUCGUCGCCGAGACGGAUGAUCUUGCUUGGGCGAAGGCUCAUCGCACAUUGGAUGCCUUGUAUCAGCACCGCACAAACGGUCAGGGCAAGGCCCCUGUCAAUGCAGCAGCGCCUCAGAAUGUAGGCUCGCAGCGCCUGCUUGAUAUUGCGGCUCGUGGGGAGGUCCAGGAUCGUGCGCUUUGGUAUCCCACUGUUACCGCAACGAACGCGCGGGGCGCGUCCACUGCUUUGGUGGGAUCGCCGCAGACUAUCACUGAUUCGCUGAUUGACUAUGUUGAUCUGGGUGCUGAUCUGAUCUCGGUUCGUGGUUAUGAUAAUCUGAAUGACGCUAUCGAUUAUGGUCGCUUUGUGCUUCCCAACGUUCUUCGGGGUUUGGAAGAGCGGACGAACGGGGCUUCGGCUUAA